CCUUAUUCUGGGGCAAGCUUAUUGUUCUCAUUUAUUAUGAGAAUAGAAAGGUUGAAUGUUUUGUUUAUAUUUGGAUUGGUGUAAACUUAAAAUUUGGUCUACUGUUAAUGUUUUUUGUCCUGAGCUUUUGUUUAUUUGUUGCGAGGUUUCUUUAGUAUAUAUAGUAUUCGGUUGCGAAUUGAGAAAGAAAAGAGAAGAAGUAUAGUUUGAGUACUAGUCCUUGUUUUGAGGAAGUAGAGCUGAAGAAACCAAGUUGGGUUUUGGGUAUUAUGAUUAAAUGUACUGUUUCAUGUUCGAUUUAAUGGAUUUGAAUUUUCACAACUCAAGAGGGAAAGUCUGUGUUUUAUUAAGACUAUCAUUAAUGGCUUUCACCGUUUUAGUGUAUUUUUGCCAGUUUCAUCUUAGUUCAUGUAAUGUUGAUCCGGGAUCUUAUGUGUACUUGUUUAAUAGAUGUAAACACUAAACUCUAGGGAUGAGUAGUUUGGGUUUCUGAACUUUGGGUUUUGCAAAUUAAUGUAUUAGAUAACUUGGAAAACUGUUGUGAGAGAGUUUAAAGAGUAGAGAGAGAAUACAGUGGUUUUGCAUUUUGUUUCUUCUUGGGGUUUGUUUGUGAGUUCACAUCAGUCAUCAUGCCUAUAAGGCAGAUGAAAGAGAGCUUAGAGCAGCAUAUCGUAAUCAAAACACAAGUUCAAAACACCAUGAAUCAAGUUCAGAAGAACUCUAAAACUACUCAAAAUGGCAAGAGCUCUCAAGAACCUCAGAAUGGUAAAAUACAGCAUCAAAAUUCACCUCCAACAAAGAAUAGAGGAAGGAGAAGAGGUAGAGGAGGUAGAAAAUCUGAUCAAGGAGAUAUUCUUAUGAGACCAAGUUCAAGACCUUGUACUACUUCAGUUCAUAAACAACCAGUUAAUGGUUUUCUUCCACCACCAGUAAACGGAGGUCCUGUUUGUAUGGAGAUGGGAUUUCCAACUUCUAGCAAAAAUAUAAGGUUUGCCCAAAGACCCGGGUAUGGGCAACUAGGGACAAAAUGUAUAGUCAAAGCCAACCAUUUUUUUGCAGAGUUACCAGACAAAGACUUGAACCAUUAUGAUGUCACAAUAACUCCUGAAGUUGUUUCAAGAACAGUCAACAAGGCAAUAAUGGCUGAGCUCGUGAGACUGUACAAGGAGUCUGAUUUAGGAAUGAGACUUCCUGCCUAUGAUGGUAGAAAAAGCUUAUACACAGCUGGGGCACUACCUUUUACUUACAGAGAGUUCAAUAUCAAAGUUGCCGAUGAAGAUGAUGGUACCAAUGCUCCCAGAAGAGAAAGGGACUACAAAGUGGUGAUCAAGUUUGUAGCUCGAGCAGAUUUGCAUCAUCUGGGGCAAUUUUUAACGGGUAAGCGCGCGGAUGCUCCACAAGAAGCCCUUCAGAUUCUUGAUAUUGUCCUACGGGAACUCGCGUCCAAAAGGUACUGUCCUAUUGGGAGGUCCUUCUUUUCCCCUAAUAUAAGAAAACCACACCGACUUGGGGAGGGUUUGGAGUCAUGGUGUGGGUUCUACCAGAGUAUAAGACCUACGCAGAUGGGAUUAUCUUUAAACAUUGACAUGUCUACUGCUGCUUUUAUUGAGCCUCUCCCUGUAAUUGAAUAUGUUGCUCAACUAUUGAGCAAGGAUGUUUUGUCGCGGCCGUUAUCUGAUGCUGACCGCGUAAAGAUCAAAAAAUCUCUUAGAGGAGUGAAGGUUGAAGUUACACAUAGAGGAGGAAGUGUGCGGCGGAAGUACCGUGUUUCAGGAAUAACCUCUCAACCUACAAGGGAACUUGUUUUUCCUGUUGAUGAUGACUUAAACAUGAAGUCAGUUGUUGAGUACUUUCAAGAAAUUUAUGGGUUCACUAUACAGCAUACACAUCUUCCGUGCCUUCAAGUUGGAAAUCAGAAGAAGGCUAACUAUUUGCCAAUGGAGGCUUGCAAAAUUGUUGAAGGACAACGUUAUUCAAAAAGGUUAAAUGAAAAGCAAAUUACAUCUCUCCUAAAAGUUACAUGCCAGAGACCCAGGGACAAGGAAAAUGAUAUAUUGCAGACAGUUCACCACAAUAGUUAUGAUCAAGACCCAUAUGCAAAGGAGUUUGGGUUGAACAUCAGCGAAAGUAUGGCUUCGGUUGAAGCUCGGAUUCUUCCUGCUCCUUGGUUGAAAUAUCAUGAUACGGGGAAGGAAAAGGAUUGCUUGCCCCUAGUUGGUCAAUGGAAUAUGAUGAACAAGAAAAUGAUCAAUGGGAGCACUGUAAGCCGUUGGGCAUGCAUCAACUUUUCAAGGAGCGUUCAAGAGAGCGUGGCUCGCACGUUUUGUCAUGAGCUGGCUCAAAUGUGCCAAGUCUCUGGCAUGGAAUUCAACCCUGAGCCUGUUAUUCCAAUCUACACAGCCAGAGCUGAUCAAGUAGAGAAGGCUUUGAAGCAUGUGUGUCAUGCAUCAGUUAACAAACUUAAAGGGAAAGAGCUAGAUCUAGUCAUAGCCAUAUUACCUGACAAUAACGGUUCUUUAUAUGGUGACAUUAAGCGGAUAUGCGAAACUGAUUUGGGUCUAAUAUCACAAUGCUGCCUUACAAAGCAUGUCUUUAAAAUCAAUAAACAGUACCUGGCCAAUGUCUCCUUAAAAAUUAACGUUAAGACAGGAGGAAGAAAUACAGUUCUAAUGGAUGCUUUAAGUUGCAGAAUACCACUUGUUAGUGAUAUACCAACAAUAAUAUUUGGAGCAGAUGUUACCCACCCAGAGAAUGGAGAGGACUCUAGUCCCUCAAUUGCUGCGGUGGUAGCUUCUCAAGAUUGGCCAGAAGUGACAAAAUAUGCAGGACUAGUUUGUGCUCAGGCUCACAGACAGGAACUCAUACAGGAUUUGUACAAAACUUGGCAUGACCCAGUUCGUGGCACAGUUAAUGGUGGAAUGAUUCGGGACUUGUUGAUUUCAUUCCGUAAGGCAACAGGACAAAAGCCGCAAAGGAUAAUAUUCUAUCGAGAUGGUGUAAGUGAAGGGCAAUUCUACCAAGUCCUUCUUUAUGAAUUAGAUGCAAUCCGUAAGGCUUGUGCUUCUUUAGAACCAAAUUACCAGCCUCCAGUGACUUUCAUUAUUGUCCAAAAACGUCAUCACACGAGAUUAUUCGCCAACAACCACAAGGACCGUAGCAGUGUUGACAAGAGCGGGAACAUCUUACCGGGAACUGUUGUUGAUACCAAAAUCUGUCAUCCGGCAGAAUUUGAUUUUUAUCUCUGCAGUCAUGCCGGAAUUCAGGGUACGAGCCGACCAGCUCAUUACCAUGUGUUGUGGGAUGAGAACAAUUUUACGCCUGAUGGUAUUCAGUCCUUAACAAACAACCUUUGUUACACGUAUGCAAGGUGUACUCGCUCUGUCUCCGUCGUUCCUCCAGCAUAUUAUGCUCACUUAGCAGCCUUUCGUGCUCGCUUUUACUUGGAACCAACAUCAAAUGAUGACGACUUGGCUGGCCAAGUGGGUCGAUCUACAUGGACAGGAGGAUGUGGGGUUCGACCACUGCCAGCCCUAAAAGAAAAUGUCAAGAGAGUAAUGUUUUAUUGUUAGAAAAGGAGAGAAUCUUGAGGAGACGGUGACCUGUUUGUACUGAAGAUGAGUAGUAGUAGCAGUAGCGACCAUGUUACUCUUUGCACUCACUUCCUUCUAUGUCAUUGUAAUUCCUUCACUGUAUGUAUAACCCACCACUUUCUUCUGAUAAUCAAUUUAGAUUAGUGAAAAUUGCAAAAAAGUAA
Molecule: messenger RNA, 3754 nt
Organism: Papaver somniferum (opium poppy)
Lineage: Eukaryota; Viridiplantae; Streptophyta; Magnoliopsida; Ranunculales; Papaveraceae
Product: protein argonaute 10-like
Exons: 23
Coding region: 630-3569 (979 amino acids)
Biological process (GO): regulatory ncRNA-mediated post-transcriptional gene silencing
Cellular component (GO): cytoplasm
Molecular function (GO): protein binding; RNA binding
Source: RefSeq, a predicted model, not a curated record